ACUUCCCCCUGCGCUGCGCGCAAAUUAGAAUUUUUUCCUCUGUUGUUUCUGGUUCUCUGACCACACUGGUCAGUACCAGCUGAGCUGGCCCAUGGGGGCGGUUGAACUGGUUCUGAGGACUAGCUCAACUGCCUAUAUAUACUUCACUCUUCCUCAUCUCUUUUCCCACUUCAUUCACUCUCGCCUUGGUCGCUUCACAACCUUUAGAGCCUUUCCUUCACACACUUCAACCGCUUCACAGUUUCACCACCGUUUUCAAUCAUGGUGCGUCGCCGCAACCCCUCUGUGGUUGAGUUUAGCAGCGACUCCGACGAGAUUCAGGAGGAAUCUCCCAUCCCCUCUCCUCCGCCUCGUCGCUCCCUCUCUAAGAGAGGACGUGGCUCUGGUCGGAUGCCUGGCGAGGGCUCUUCCUUGCCCUCGCAGCCGACUCGCGGGAGACGCCAAAAGGUUGGCGCCUCUCGUCCUCGUCGUAGCACGUCUUCCUCAGGGUAUGCUCCCUGCCAAGAGGAGGAUGGGGCUUUCGACGACUUCGUCGACCUUCCGGCGCCUGAUGCUCUCUACGUCACCGGACUGCACAUGCAUCCGGCGAACGUCAGCCGCGGUCCGCAUGAAUCUCCCAUCGACUUCACUCAGAAGGGAAUAGAAACCCUUCAGCGUCUGAGGUUUUCCAACCCUACUCUCACUCCUCGUCAUCCUGGUGUCCAGGACCCUCGGUUCUGGAAUCUUUUCCAGGCUGACUUCUACAAUUCUGUCAUUCUUACCAAGAAACACCCAGUCGUACGACAUAGAUUUAUUGACUGGGAGGGUUGUGAGAAUAUGGGAGAUGUUGACAUGUCGUCAGCUCUCGUUCACUUAGAGAGAAAGGGAUUACGUAACAUUAUGACCAUGGAAUACCCCUGGAACGAUGAGGUGGUAGCUCAGUUCUAUGCCACCCUCUGGAUAAAGAAAGUAGAUGAGGAAGCCGAUGGGUAUGAUUACCCAGUUAUGUAUUUCUUCAUCCAGGGUAACUGGCACAAAGUCAGUUAUCGUCGUUUUGCCCAUAUUCUGGGCUUCUCUGAUGCAGACAUUCAGGGCAGCAACAUGCGAGUGCAUGGCAUUCGGCUGCCCAUGCGGGAAGAGACGGAAUUCAUUCAUGUCUCUACUGAGCGGGAGUUCUGGACAACCGCUAACAUGCAUAGGUACUACAGGUACCUUAAUUCCUUGUCCCGGAUGACCGUUCUCCCAAAGGGCGGUAAUCAAAUGAACGUCCUUGGGGAGAGUCGAGUCCUCCUCCUCCUCCUAGCUCCAAACAGUCUCGCCCGCAUCAAUGUGUUUGACAUGAUCUGGGAGGAGAUCGUUCGUGCCUCCUGGUCUCCUCACAGAGGGUGUCUUCAUGCACCCUUUAUCAUGAAGAUGAUCGAAGUGGUCACCCAGACCCACUUCGAAAAACCCGUCAAACACUCCCGCUAUGUACCCUACUGGGUUGAUUCCUCCAACCCAGCUGCUCGUACGAAGCGGGUUCCCUCACGGUCUGGAGGCCCUGCCUCCUCCUCUGAGCCACCUCGCCAGCCUCCCCACCAUCCUUCCUCCUCCCCCCCCCGCUGCUGCCUCGCGUCCCUCUCCUGGCCGCGGCUCUCCCAUGCCACGUGCUCGUGGUCGUGGUCGUGGUCGUGGCCGUGGGAUGGGUGCUCGCUUUGUCCAUGGGUUUGUGGCAUUUUUCUCCAUGUGCCGCAACGUUGCUGCUGA
Messenger RNA from Zea mays, 1725 nucleotides. RefSeq lists its product as uncharacterized. Bases 262 to 1725 code for a protein of 487 amino acids. Lineage: Eukaryota; Viridiplantae; Streptophyta; Magnoliopsida; Poales; Poaceae. The record is from RefSeq and is a predicted model, not a curated record. The transcript has a single exon.